Apaloderma vittatum (bar-tailed trogon) is the source of this 2136-nucleotide messenger RNA. RefSeq names its product AP-1 complex subunit beta-1-like. The record is from RefSeq and is a predicted model, not a curated record. Gene Ontology annotation, biological process: intracellular protein transport; vesicle-mediated transport. Gene Ontology annotation, molecular function: clathrin binding. The annotation marks the transcript as partial. NCBI's taxonomy places the organism in Eukaryota, Metazoa, Chordata, Aves, Trogoniformes, Trogonidae. The transcript has 16 exons. Gene Ontology annotation, cellular component: membrane coat.
AUGACCGACUCGAAGUAUUUCACUACCACCAAGAAAGGGGAGAUAUUUGAGCUGAAAGCCGAGCUGAACAGCGACAAGAAGGAGAAGAAGAAAGAGGCUGUGAAGAAGGUGAUAGCGUCCAUGACCGUCGGCAAAGAUGUCAGCGCUCUCUUCCCGGACGUGGUGAACUGCAUGCAGACGGACAACCUGGAGCUGAAGAAGCUGGUCUACCUCUACCUGAUGAACUACGCCAAGAGCCAGCCGGACAUGGCCAUCAUGGCUGUCAACACCUUCGUGAAGGACUGCGAGGACCCAAACCCUCUGAUCCGGGCUCUGGCGGUGCGGACCAUGGGCUGCAUCCGUGUGGACAAGAUAACGGAGUAUCUCUGCGAGCCCCUGCGGAAGUGCCUGAAGGACGAGGACCCGUAUGUGCGCAAGACGGCAGCCGUCUGCGUGGCCAAGCUCCACGACAUCAACGCCCAGCUGGUGGAGGACCAGGGCUUCCUGGACACCCUCAAAGACCUCAUCUCAGACUCCAACCCCAUGGUAGUGGCCAACGCGGUAGCGGCACUCUCGGAAAUAGCGGAGUCUCACCCGAGCAGUAAUCUCCUGGACCUCAACCCCCAGUCCAUCAACAAGCUGCUCACGGCCUUGAAUGAGUGCACCGAGUGGGGUCAGAUCUUCAUCCUGGACUGUCUGGCAAACUACAUGCCCAAGGAUGACCGGGAAGCCCAGAGCAUUUGCGAGCGGGUGACGCCCCGGCUGUCGCACGCUAACUCGGCCGUGGUGCUCUCGGCGGUGAAGGUGCUGAUGAAGUUCAUGGAGAUGCUGUCGAAGGACCUGGAUUAUUACGGCACGCUGCUCAAGAAGCUGGCCCCACCGCUGGUCACCCUGCUCUCCGCAGAACCCGAGCUGCAGUACGUGGCUCUCCGCAACAUCAACCUCAUCGUGCAGAAGAGGCCUGAGAUCCUGAAGCACGAGAUGAAGGUGUUCUUCGUGAAGUACAACGACCCCAUCUACGUCAAACUGGAGAAGCUGGACAUCAUGAUCCGUCUGGCUUCACAGGCCAACAUUGCUCAGGUGCUGGCGGAGCUGAAGGAGUACGCCACGGAGGUCGACGUGGACUUCGUAAGGAAGGCGGUCCGAGCCAUCGGCCGCUGUGCCAUCAANNGACAGCAAUCGGCGGAGCGCUGCGUCAGCACCCUGCUCGACCUCAUCCAGACCAAAGUCAACUACGUGGUACAGGAGGCCAUCGUCGUCAUCAAGGACAUCUUUCGCAAGUACCCCAACAAGUACGAGAGCGUGAUCGCCACCCUCUGCGAGAACCUCGCCUCCCUGGACGAGCCCGAGGCCCGGGCUGCCAUGAUCUGGAUCGUGGGAGAAUACGCCGAGCGGAUCGACAACGCCGACGAGCUCCUGGAGAGCUUCCUGGAGGGCUUCCAUGAUGAGAGCACCCAGGUGCAGCUGCAGCUGCUGACGGCCAUCGUGAAGCUGUUUCUGAAGAAGACCACCGAGCCCCUCAUCUCCGAGGAGACCGACCUGAUCGAGCCCACGCUCCUGGACGAGCUCAUCUGCUACAUCGGGACGCUGGCCUCCGUCUAUCACAAACCUCCCAGCGCCUUCGUGGAGGGGAGCAGAGGGGUUGUGCACAAGAGCUUGCCCCCGCGGACGGGCUCGUGAGUAUCUUCCACUUCCCCACAGGGCUACUCUGGCUGUAUCCACGCGACGGGCAGCAUCGCCACCUCCUCCGUGCAGAUGGGGGCUGUGGACCUCCUGGGAGGUGGCUUGGACAGCCUGAUGGGCGGCGGCAGCCUCGCGCCAGCGCCCAGCACCACGAUGCCCGCGAACCUGGCGGCGCCUCUCAGCAGCGGCCUGGGAGACCUCUUCGACCUCACCGGCGGGGGGGGGGGGCUGGAGAUCUCCGGCACCUUCAGCCGGCAAGUGGGCUCCAUCUCCAUGGACCUCGUGCUAACGAACAAAGCCCUGCAGGUCAUGUCUGACUUUGCCAUCCAGUUCAAUCGCAACAGCUUCGGCUUGGCCCCGGCAGCUCCCCUCCAGGUCCACGCGCCCCUCGCCCCCAACCAGUCGGUGGAGAUCUCCCUCCCGCUGAACACUGUCGGCUCCGUCAUGAAGAUGGACCCCCUGAACAACCUCCAG